Messenger RNA from Schistocerca americana (American grasshopper), 411 nucleotides. RefSeq lists its product as uncharacterized. The coding region runs from base 1 to 411 and encodes 136 amino acids. The transcript is spliced from 3 exons. Lineage: Eukaryota; Metazoa; Arthropoda; Insecta; Orthoptera; Acrididae. The record is from RefSeq and is a predicted model, not a curated record.
AUGACAUUCAGAGUGGAUGAAGACCUUAUCACCAGUAGGGUCCCAACUGGUAAAGGUGUUCGCCAAGAUGACACAGUCUCUCUGAAACUGUUCAAUCUUGCAUUAGAAGAUAUAUUCAAAUUCCUAGACUGGAAUAACAGAGGAAUAAAAAUAAAUGGCUCGAAAAGUAUUUUCAAGGGAAAAGGUGUAUUUUUAACCAGGAAAUCUGGUAUUUUUUCCUUGUCUAUGUAUGCACAUUGUAUUGGCUUCGAAAUGAACAUAAGUAAAACAACAAUACUAAGUACAGAGAACAAACCAUUUACAUUUGGAAACCAGUCUAUGGCAGCUGUUGAUGAAUAUAUCUACUUUGUCCACAAGAUUAAACUAGGGAAAACAUCCGAAGUACAGAAAUUCCUUGCAGAACAGGACUGA